Vanessa atalanta (red admiral) is the source of this 3353-nucleotide messenger RNA. Its product is annotated as peroxisomal acyl-coenzyme A oxidase 3. NCBI's taxonomy places the organism in Eukaryota, Metazoa, Arthropoda, Insecta, Lepidoptera, Nymphalidae. Gene Ontology annotation, molecular function: pristanoyl-CoA oxidase activity; FAD binding; fatty acid binding. The transcript is spliced from 13 exons. The record is from RefSeq and is a predicted model, not a curated record. Gene Ontology annotation, cellular component: peroxisome. Gene Ontology annotation, biological process: lipid homeostasis; fatty acid beta-oxidation using acyl-CoA oxidase. Bases 176 to 2239 code for a protein of 687 amino acids.
CCGCCCGCGCUUCAUUACAGGAGUGUGUAUUUUAGAUCAUAUAUAACAGGAAAUAUAAACUCCUAUUAAAGCUUUUCUGCUCAUAACAUAACUUUAGUCUUGUUUUAACCAGUGUGAGGGUUUGAAGCCCUUGUGUGUUUGAAGUGUAAACUUUUUUCAUUUAAUAUCAAGAAUAAUGGAAGACUUAAGUUUUAUACCGGAUCUCCCGAGCGGGCCCCUAGAUGUAUAUAGGAAUGGAGCUUCGUUCAACUGGAAGCGACUUAAAUUGGCCCUUGAAGGAGACAUUGAUUUAUUGAAACUUAAGUACAAAAUAUGGCGUACGCUAGAAAAGGAUCCUCUCUUUGCUCACCACCCUGUUACACCUCCACUGGAAGAACAGAAGAGAAUAACUCAGUUGCAAUUAAAGAAGAUCAACGAAUACAAAUUCAUUCCCAAGGAAAUGUUCAACGCGAGUUAUAGCAAACGGACACGGACAAUAAUGACAAUAAACGAGGCGGUCCAAUCCCUAAAUCCAAGUGUUUCAGUGAAGAUGGCCAUCGGUAUAUACCUGUUCUCAAACGCACUCCUCUCAUUGGGGACAGAGAGACACCUGAAGUUUUACGAAGCGACGAUAAAGCAUAGAGAGAUAUUAGCAAGUUUCGCGCUGACGGAGAUCGCGCACGGGUCGGACGCGCGGCUCAUGCGCACGACCGCCACGUACGACCCCUCCACCAAGGAGUUCGUCGUGCACACGCCAGACUUCGAGGCGGCUAAAUGCUGGGUUGGUAAUCUAGGUAGAACGUGUACCCAUACCCUACUGUUCGCGCAGUUGAUCACACCAGAUGGCACCAACCACGGACUUCACGGAUUCGUCGUGCCUAUCCGAAACCCGGACACCUUGGAAACGUAUCCUGGUCUCACUGUUGGGGAUAUGGGAGAGAAGAUUGGCGUCAAUGGCAUUGACAACGGAUUUAUUAUGUUCAACAACUACAGAAUACCGCGGGAAAAUCUCCUCAACAGAACGGCGGAUGUCACCGAAGAUGGCACCUACGAGAGCUCCUUCUCGGAGCCGUCCAGGAUACUCGGAGCGGCCUUGGAGAAUUUAUCAGCAGGUCGCAUCGGCAUCAUGCAGGAGAGCUGCCAGUCGCUGGCCAGCGCCGUGAGCAUCGCGGUGCGCUACGCCGCCACGCGCACGCAGUUCGGCGAGCGCGGCCGCGAGACGCCGCUCAUCGAGUACCCGCUGCACCAAUGGCGUCUGUUCGGUCACGUCGCUGCGGCGGUUAUCUACCGGCUGUACAUCGGUAAAUUUACAUACGUGUACCUGAAUAUGGUGGAGAAAUCGAACGCCGGACACCGAGUGGAUAAUUUGAGCGAGGCGGUGUCGGAGAUCCACGCCAUGGUGUCGAGCAGCAAGCCGCUGCUGACGUGGGGCGCCCUGCGAGCCGCGCAGCAGGCACGGGAGGCCUGCGGCGGACACGGGUACCUCAAGUGCUCCAACCUGGGCGACCUCCGCAGCAACCACGAGCCCACGGUGACGUACGAGGGCGACAACAACGUGCUGUCGCAGCAGGCCGGCAACUGGCUGCUCCGCCAGUACGAGGCGGCGCGCGCGGGCGCCGACGUGGACUCGCCGCUGGCGUCCGUGGCCUUCCUGCGCGACCUGCCGCGCCUGCGCGCCGCCGCCUUCCGCGCCGCCCGCCCCGCCGACCUCCAGACGCCCGACUUUAUUAUUUCGACCUACAGAUGGCUUCUAUGCUGGUUAUUGAAGCACACUCAUGAAAAGAACGAGGCGGAACUCGCCAAGGGGCUCACUAAAGUCCAGGCGAGGAACAACUGUCAGGUGUACCGGUGGAAAAAUCUCACCAAAGUGUAUGCGGAGUAUCUCUCCCUCAUAUUCUCCUUGGAAGCCAUAGAGACGAAGGAGAAAGAAUUACAGCCGGUGCUGAUGAAACUGUUCUGUCUCUAUGGGCUAUGGUGCCUCGAUGAUAACUUGGUGGAGUUGUACCAGGGGGGAUACUCCAAGGGGGAGGAAAUGGCGAGAUUAAUCAGGGACGCUGUGUUGGAACUUUGUUCGGAAGUGAAAGGAGAUAUCGUCAGUGUAGUUGACUCGCUUGCGCCGACGGACUUCGUUCUCAACUCCGCUUUGGGAAAAAGUGAUGGAAAAUUGUACCAGAAUCUCCAGAAAGCAUUCUUCAGUCAGCCCGGUGUCUUCGAGCGGACGCCGUGGUGGCGGGACGUCGUACCUUCGUCUAAACUGUAAGAAUAAUGUAUAUAAGUAUAUCUAGAACCGUAGAUUUUGGACACAAAAAUAAUAUUGUAUAGAGAAGAAAAACUAUUUUCCCCUGUAUCUUAAAUACUAGAUACAAAAAUUGAUUUCAUUUAUUUUUAUAUCAUAUUUAUACUUUACCGAAGGUAUGUUAUUUUUUAUAUUAGAUUAUUUUUAUUACCACGAAGUUUUUUUUUUGUAUGAUUUUUUUAAAACAUUUGAGAAACCUUCAUUUACAUAAUUCCCCAGUGCCGAUAAAGAAAGGCAUAGGCGCCAAAAAUGUUCUAUUGGAAAAUGCGUUUUAAAAUAAAAUUAAUAAGUUUCCCAAAAUUAUCGUUUUGGCGGUUAAGCCUUUCUUACUUUCCAGUGUCGAUAUAAUGCUGUGGCGUAGUACUUUGGACGUACUUUUUAACACAUUCUAAUAACAUAUCAUGUAGAAAUUUUAUGAUAUGUCUGGCUUGUGUAAGUCUUAUUUUUAUUGAAUAUCUCAUAAACUAUUUUAAAAUUUUGGCUGUUUUUGUUAUGUUAUAGGAUUUGAUGAUAAUUGUAAGAAGAAACACAAUCUACUUUAUUAAAGGCCAAAGUUGUAAAGUAAUAAUGAAAUUUGUGUCAUGUAAUUUGUCAAUGCGUAUUUUAAGUGUUAUUCCAUAAAGCUCGCUGCGAUUAUUUUUAUUUCUUAAGUUUUCUGGUUUAAACCUACCAAAAACAGUUGAUCAUGACAAUGAAACCAACGCAUACAGCCAUUACUAUAUUUCGUGUUGCCAUAUAAUAUAGAAGACGUUCUAGCGUAACCAUGGAAAUAUUUACAAAUAUAUUUGGUGACCGCGUCGAAAAUUAAAGUAUUUCAAAAAAUCUUAAAUAUAUACACAAACAUUAAAGAUAUCUAUUUUUUAUUACUUACAAUCGUCGUCACAAAUAACAUAAUUAUGUUAAACAAUACAUAUCAGCAAUAAAUAACAUCACAUAUUAAAGUGGAUUGUGAUCCACCAAGUGUAUGGUGUGUGUGAUAAGAGGAUUGCAAGCUGUGACAUUGAAAAAUAGAGUUGCCAAAUACUAGAAAUUAAACAUGAAGUCUUUCCUAAAAAUUUCAAUAAAUAAAAUAAACCGG